Molecule: messenger RNA, 1040 nt
Organism: Rhopalosiphum maidis (corn leaf aphid)
Lineage: Eukaryota; Metazoa; Arthropoda; Insecta; Hemiptera; Aphididae
Product: lachesin-like
Exons: 6
Coding region: 1-987 (328 amino acids)
Cellular component (GO): neuron projection
Source: RefSeq, a predicted model, not a curated record
AUGAAGUCCAUCUACGGCGUACUAUUAUUGCUAUGUAUCAGUUUCGCUUAUUCUCAAAGAACACCAGUUAUAGCACAUAUUACACAAAAACUUGUAAAAGAUAUUGGCGGAACAGCAGAAAUGGCGUGUACAACCCUAUAUAGCAAGGAUUUCAAUGUUUUGUGGGUUAAAGUUAACAAAGAAAGUUUAGCUGAAUCUAUUACAUUCUCAUCUGGAAACAAACUUAUUGUCAAUGAUCCAAGAUUGUCAUUGAGACAGGACAUGAAUAGCAAUCGAUACUUAUUACAAAUUAAUGAUAUUCAGGAAACUGAUGCCAGUGUCUAUCGCUGCGAUGUGGUAAUUGGAAUGAACAACAUAAUAUCCGCUUAUACCGAGUUAAUAGUGCGUAGACAACCAUUUAUUUAUGAUAACUCGACAAGAUCAUUUGUUGUAAAAGAAGGUCAACUAGUGCAACUUGAAUGUUAUGCUGGUGGGUAUCCUAGUCCAAGAAUUUCCUGGAGGCGAGCUAACAAUGCAAUUUUAUUGAUAGGUGCAUCAAUGUAUAGAGGUAACAUUUUGAAAAUGCCUGCUAUAACAAAAGAAGAUCGUGGAACCUAUUACUGUAUCGCUGAAAAUGGUGUUGGAAAAGGUGCCAGACGUAGAAUUUCCAUAGAGGUAGAAUUUGCACCAAUAAUCACUGUUCUUUAUACUAGUUUGGGACAAGUUUUACAUGCUAACUUAGAUCUUGUAUGCCAUAUUGAGGCGUAUCCUCAACCAACUAUUGCUUGGUUAUAUAAUGGAGUAGAAUUAUACAAUAAUCAACAUUACAGUAUAUCACAUUAUACUACUUCAGACGAAAUAUCAGAUACUACUUUACAAAUUAUCACAAUUGAUAACCAUCAAUAUGGUGAUUAUACCUGCAGAGCAUCAAAUAUAUUAGGAACUACCGAAAUGACAAUUACUGUUUAUGAAGCACUAUUACCAGAAUGCCCUCCUGUCUGUGAUUAAACAUCAUCAUUCUCAAUUCUCCAAGCAAGCUGCUGUUUGAUUAUAGUUAUAGG